Alligator sinensis (Chinese alligator) is the source of this 1782-nucleotide messenger RNA. RefSeq names its product nuclear RNA export factor 1 (gene NXF1). The record is from RefSeq and is a predicted model, not a curated record. The transcript has 19 exons. Gene Ontology annotation, cellular component: cytoplasm; nucleus. The coding region runs from base 1 to 1767 and encodes 588 amino acids. Gene Ontology annotation, biological process: poly(A)+ mRNA export from nucleus. NCBI's taxonomy places the organism in Eukaryota, Metazoa, Chordata, Crocodylia, Alligatoridae. Gene Ontology annotation, molecular function: protein binding; RNA binding.
AUGAGUGACGUCCACGACGGGCCCCGCUGCAGAUACAACCCUUACGGGUCGCGGCCGAACCGGCGAGGCGAUGAUUGGCACGAUAGGGGCCGGGGCGGCGCCAGCAACAUCCAUGUCGCGGCGAGGCGCGACCAGCCCAUCCCGGAUCGGGGCGGCAAUGCCGGGCGUGAUGGCACCCGGAAGAACUGGUUCAAGAUCACGAUCCCGUACGGGAGGAAGUACGACCGGUCGUGGCUGCUGACCGCUAUCCAGAACGUGUGCACCGUCCCUUUCAACCCCGUGGAGUUCCAUUACGACCACAACCGGGCUCAGUUCUACGUAGAAGACGCCACUGCGGCCAGCGCUCUCAAACUGGUGUCCCGCAAGAUCACGGACAGAGAGAACUACAAGGUGGUGAUAAUCAUCAACUCGUCGGCCCCGCCCCAGUCUGUCCAGAACGAGUUGAAGCCAGAGGAGAUUGAACAUCUGAAGCUUUGCAUGAGCAAGAGGUAUGACCGUCUCCAGCAGGCCCUGGACCUCAAGGACCUCCGCACAGACUCUGACCUGGUGGCGCAGAACGUCGACAUGGUGCUGAAACGGUGCAGCUGCAUGCAGGCUGUGCUGCGCAUCAUUGAGGAGAACAUCAUCCCUGAGCUCCUGUCCCUGAACCUGAGUGGCAACAAGCUGUACCGGCUGGACGACCUGGCCGAGCUGGCGCAGAAAGCCACCAACAUCAAGAUCCUCAAUCUCUCCCGCAACGAGCUGAAGUCGGAGCGGGAGCUGGAUAAGGUGAAGGGGCUCAAGCUGGAGGAGCUGUGGCUGGACGGGAACCCGCUGUGCGACUGCUUCCGGGACCAGUCCACUUACAUCAGCGCUGUCCGGGAGCGGUUCCCCAAGCUGCUGCGCCUGGACGGGCACGAGCUGCCCCCUCCCAUCGCCUUCGAUGUGGAAGCCCCCACUACCCUCCCCCCCUGCAAGGGAAGCUACUUUGGCUCUGACAACGUGAAGGUGCUGGCCCUUCGCUUCCUGCAGCUGUACUACUCCAUUUACGACUCUGGCGACAGGCAAGGGCUGCUGGACGCCUACCACGACGGCGCCUGCUGCUCCCUCAGCAUCCCCUUCUUCCCGCAGAACCCCUCCAGGAGCACCCUGAGUGAGUACUUCAAGGACAGCCGCAAUGUGAAGAAGCUCAAGGAUCCCACCAUGCGCUUCAAGCUGCUCAAGCACACGCGCCUCAACGUGGUGGCUUUCCUCAACGAGCUGCCCAAGACCCAGCAUGACAUCAACUCCUUUGUGGUGGACGUCUGCGCCCAGACGAACACGCUGCUGUGCUUUGCUGUGCACGGGAUCUUCAAGGAGGUUGACGGCAAGUCCCGGGACUCGGUACGAGCCUUCACCCGCGUGUUCGUUGUUGUACCAGCCGGCAACUCGGGGCUGUGCAUCGUGAAUGACCAGUUGUUCGUGCGCAACGCCACGACGGAGGAGAUCCGGAAGGCUUUCGUCAUGCCGGCGCCUACGCCCUCGUCCAGCCCCGUGCCCACGCUCUCAGCCGAGCAGCAGGAGAUGCUGCAGGCCUUCUCCAUGCAGUCUGGCAUGAAUCUUGAGUGGUCACAGAAGUGCCUCCAGGACAACGACUGGGACUACAGCAGGGCAGCACAGGUCUUCACCCAGCUCAAGGUGACCCAGGGACCCCCAGUGGGCGUGGGCUGGGGGGGGAGGAGGGUGAGGGGAACCCCAAGGGGUGGCUGGGAGGGGACCCCCAGGGUCACCUCUGCUCUCAGCCAGUAGCCCCAGGGUUGGGUC